Scatophagus argus is the source of this 3238-nucleotide messenger RNA. It is a transcript of the gene zbtb40, whose product is annotated as zinc finger and BTB domain containing 40. Gene Ontology annotation, molecular function: protein binding; RNA polymerase II cis-regulatory region sequence-specific DNA binding; DNA-binding transcription factor activity, RNA polymerase II-specific. Gene Ontology annotation, cellular component: nucleus. NCBI's taxonomy places the organism in Eukaryota, Metazoa, Chordata, Actinopteri, Scatophagidae. The record is from RefSeq and is a predicted model, not a curated record. The transcript is spliced from 12 exons. Gene Ontology annotation, biological process: regulation of transcription by RNA polymerase II. The coding region runs from base 190 to 2727 and encodes 845 amino acids.
GAGCAGACAUUUCCUGAACCGGAAAUGUCCCCAUUUGGUUGCCGUACCGUCUGUCUCCAUUUUCAAAACGGCUAAGCUUUAUUGCGCACACCGGAAUUGUUCAGCAAAGACGUUUAAAUAAAGAGACGGAUCGUUUGAAUUAUUCAAGAGAGAACGGAACAUUGUCCCCCAUCCAGACCGUCAAACAAAAUGAUGGAGCUGCCCAACUACAGCAGCCAGUUGAUGCAGCAGCUGUGGGCUCUGAGGAAAGAGGGCCACUUCUGUGACUGCACCAUCCUGGUGGGAGACAAGCCUCACCGGGCGCAUAAACUGGUGCUGGCUGCCUCCAGCAUGCUCUUCAGGUCUCUCCUGGAUGACUCCGACACCAUCUCCAUCGACACAACCAUGGUUUCCUCGCAGGAGUUUGGCUGUCUGCUGGACAUGGUCUACACUGGCAAGCUGCCUCUAGGCAAGCACAACGUCAGCCGCAUUGUCGCCGCUGCAGACAGCCUGCAGAUGUUCGACGUGGCUGUCGGUUUCAAAAACAUCCUCACUAAUCUUGUCAGCCAGCAACCCCCAGUCCCUGUCCUGUCUACACAGAUCCCAAGCCUAGCUGUGAUCAAUAAAGCCCAGACCCCCAACCCCAAACGUCCAGCUUCACCCGGUGAGAGCGAGUCGGUUCCAGACAAGACAGAGCCAGUGGCUGAGCUAAAGAGGGACAAAGAUCAGGGUGACCAUGAAGACUCAGGGGGGCCAGCAUGUAAAAGAACCUGUGUGGAGUCCUCAGAGCCUGAAGAAGCCAAUUCCUCAGAAAGCGUAGCAGAAGAAAGCAACAUGACGGCAGCCCAAGUGUCCAAUGAGCCUGCCCCUGGUAUUCAGGAACAUUUCUCUCAGCUUGUGGAGCUCCUCACCAGCAUGCCAUCCGUCGUGGAGCUGCUGAGCCAGGCAGCGCAGAGCAGCCUGGAUGAACACGAGAAACAGGUUGUGUGUCAGUGCUGCGAGGAAGCAGAUCCCUGCUCAGCAUUGGAGAAGCUGGUGGGCACAGUGAAGGAGGGGCAGCUUACUGAGGGAGCUCUCCUCAGGCUGCUCCGGGCUCUUCAAAAGAAAUCUCCUUCCUGCUUCCCCAGACCACUGCUUCCUCUGCUGGAGGAGGAGGGGAACCCGCAGGAGCCGCAAGCAAACCAAAGUGGAGGUGAAGAAAAUCAAGGAGAGGACGAAGAGGAAGAAAACAGCAAGGAGGAGACCGAGGAGGACGAGAAAGUCCUACAUGCUGCGACGGACUCUCCCUCCCCCCCCAUCUCCUCCUGUUCUUCCCCCACCUCCAAGCGUUACACCUGUCGCUGGUGUAAGAAGGGUUUUGCCUACAAGUGUCGAAUGCUGGCCCAUGUGAAGCGCUGCCCCAUGUCCCAGGAGCAUGAGCAGCAGUGCCCUCAUUGCCCCUCGAAGUUGCCUAAUCAGCGAGCCCUGCAGAGGCAUCAGGCUGAGGCUCACCGCAGCACCACACGAGUGAAGAAGAAGGUGGCCUGUGACCUCUGUGGGCGAAACUUCGCCCACCCAUCAGGCAUGAUUUACCACAAGCGCACUGAGCACUUUGAGGAGAAACCGUUUGCUUGUGAGGACUGCGGCGCAAAGUUCGGCGCAAACUCGUCUCUGAAGAACCACAUGAGGCUGCACACGGGGGAGAAACCUUACCACUGCAAACACUGUGACAUGAGCUUCAGCGUGGCUGCUGCACUCGCAUACCACACCAAGAAGAAACAUUCUGAGGGGAAAAUGUAUGUGUGCCAGUACUGUAAGGCCGUCUUCGCCCAGUCCAUUGAACUGACACGACAUGUGCGAACACACACCGGAGACCGGCCUUAUGUGUGUCGAGAGUGUGGCAAAGGAUACAGUCAGGCCAGUGGCCUCACUGUCCACCUGCACACCUUCCACAAUUUGUCGGAGCCUCAUGACUGUCAGAAAUGCUGUCUGAGCUUCUCCUCAUUGGAGGAACAUCGCCAGCACAUCCAGGAGUUCCACCCAAAAGAGUUCCACAAGUGUCCUACCUGCAACAAAGUGUUCACCAGCGCCGCCCUGCUGGACAAACACAAGGGCACACACACUGGAACAAAGCCCUUCAGCUGUGACCUCUGCAACAAGUCUUAUCAGCAACUGUCAGGUCUGUGGUACCAUAACAGGACCAACCACCCCGAUGUGUUUGCUAGUCACACCCGGCAGCUCAAGACUCUGGUCCAGUGUGAUGUCUGCUUCAAGUUCUUUCCUAGUGCUGCCAGCGUGGCCAAACACCAGGCUGCUGAACACCAGGGCUCAGCAGCGUCAGCGGUGCACUGUCCAUACUGCCAGGCGGUGUUGGGUGGGGAGGAGGAGAUGCAGGAGCACAUCAGCAGCCAGCAUGUCAGCGAGCAGAGCUGCCCCGUGUGCUCCCUGGUUUGCACCUCCCAGGUGGAGCUGCAGGAACAUGUGAUCUCCUUCCACAUGGAGCCACAGGAGGAGCAGGAAGCCCCAGAGGAGAAGGCCUCCACCUCCCAAACAGUGACUGCAGCAGAUCCCACAGGCAGUGAAGGAGGAGAGCCAAUCACCUCCGAGGAGCAGGCACAGCUGGCAGCCGCCCAGCAGGUGUUUGUGGCUCUGGCAGGUGGAAGAGAGGGCGAAACAUCGGCGGAGGUGGUGGAGGUCAACAUGUUGGAGCUGCUCAACAGCUCGGUCACAUUCAUCUGUGAGAACAAACCCUCAAAUGCAGACUCUUAACCAUCGGAUUGGAGGAUCACUGUGGACGCUGAGCAGUUUUAUUAUCUUCAUCAGUCACUACAACCCUGACUCCAGUAGGGAUGCUGUGUAAAACCUAAAUAAAACAGAAUGUGCUCAUUUGUUAAUCCUUUUUGACAUAUAUUCUGUUGAGUUUGAUGGCAACAACAUGUUUCAAACACGUAGGGACAGGAGCAUCAUGACUGGGUAUGAAAAGAGCAUCCUCCAAAGGCUCAGAUCACAAACAAGGAGGGGCUGAGGUUCAGCACGCUGACAAACACCUGACUGUAUCACUACAGGGGCACGCAAACACUUUGUAAAACUGUCACAGUUUGUUCUUGAAUGAUUGUAUUCUGUUUUUAUUUAUGUUUUAUACAAUUUUUAGAAAUCAACAAAUGCUCAACUGACACGAUUCCCAAGCCAAGGAUCCUUUGUGUUGUACGUCAUGUUUAAAAUAUUUUCUCUGGUGUUUUCUCUUUUGUUUUGAAGUUUUAAUAAAUGUGGUUAAACUGUG